This is a messenger RNA of Rosa rugosa (rugosa rose), 1510 nucleotides long. Its product is annotated as actin-depolymerizing factor 1. Bases 59 to 1333 code for a protein of 424 amino acids. Gene Ontology annotation, cellular component: cytoplasm; actin cytoskeleton. The record is from RefSeq and is a predicted model, not a curated record. Gene Ontology annotation, molecular function: actin filament binding; protein dimerization activity. Lineage: Eukaryota; Viridiplantae; Streptophyta; Magnoliopsida; Rosales; Rosaceae. Gene Ontology annotation, biological process: actin filament depolymerization. The transcript is spliced from 11 exons.
UUGAAAAGAGGCUUGCGAUCUCUGUGUUAUUCUCUGGAAAUUUGAUUAGUUGGAUUCCAUGAGUAACGCUCUUCUUAAUUCCCAUCUUUACAACUUUGGAAAUACUGAUUUUCAGAUGACAAAUUGGGAUACUCAAAUGAACAUGAAUAGAAAGAUUGGCUUUUGCAUGGGGUCCAAAGCAAUAGAAAGUGACAACCAUAACAGUGUUUCUGGAGACAUUUCUGAUGUUCCUCUUGAUCAGUCAUCACUCUUUACCUAUCAGACAGCAGUAACAGCAGGUUAUUCCAAUGGGGAAUUCAGAUAUGAUCAUGGCAUUUUUCAGCAGCCAAUGUUGUUUGACAAGAGUAUUAAUUCAGCUACCCAAUUUCAAGAAGAUUUUCAGGUCAUACAGAAUGCAAGGAAGCGCCCAAUAAUUGAGGUCAAUGAUAUCUUGCCCAAAAAUGACCUUGGUGGUUCAAUUGGUGAGAGAACAAUUUCAAAUGAAUGGAACCAAAACAAGAGAAACAAGGGGACAAAUUCUCAACAACAAUGGCAUAAUCAACUCCAAGAAGCAUCUAUGGAAAAACAAGACAAUAGGAAGUUGCAAGUUCCUGUGAGGCGAAGCCAAAAGCUUAGUGACAAAAUCACUGCUCUUCAAAAAUUGGUUUCCCCCUAUGGCAAGACUGACACUGCCUCAGUUCUUCAAGAGGCUUCGAUUUACAUCGUGCUUCUUCAACAACAAAUUCAGAAUCUGCAUCGGAUCUUUAGUAAUUCAUACAAGAAUGCUGCAGGACUUCACACACAAGAAUCUGGGAGUAGUAGCCAAGUGCUUGACCUCAGAAGCAAAGGCCUUUGUUUGGUUCCUAUUUCCAUGACUCAGAAAGUGACUAUGGAAGAGGGUUUUGAUGAGGAUCAUCUUUCUACAUCAAGAAAAUUUGCAAACGCAGCAUCUGGGAUGGCUGUGCAUGAUGACUGCAAGUUGAAGUUCUUAGACUUGAAGGCAAAACGAACUUACCGCUUCAUAGUUUACAAGAUUGAGGAGAAGCAAAAGCAGGUUGUAGUGGAAAAGCUUGGUGAACCAAGUCAGAGCUACGAGGAUUUCUCUGCCUGCCUCCCUGCUGAUGAAUGCCGAUACGCUGUCUAUGACUUUGAUUAUGUGACAGAAGAGAACUGCCAGAAGAGCCGCAUUAUUUUCAUUGCUUGGUCCCCUGACAUAUCAAGGGUGAGAAGCAAGAUGAUUUAUGCCAGUUCAAAGGACAGGUUCAAGAGAGAGUUGGAUGGCAUUCAGGUUGAGUUACAAGCUACUGACCCUACUGAGAUGGGGCUUGAUGUGAUUAGAAGCCGUGCUAAUUAAAUUAAAGCAAUGACGAUGCAAUGUGGAGGGUCCUCUAUACUAUCUGCUCUAUUAUGCGACAUGUUUAUAGCCUAUGAACAUGAAUUGUCUUUACUAUUGUAUUCGGUUGGUGACAUGAUUUGUAAUCUGUGGAUGAUUGGUGUGAAAUACAAACUUAUGGCGAAUUUCCCAAUAGCA